Volvox carteri f. nagariensis is the source of this 1370-nucleotide messenger RNA. RefSeq lists its product as uncharacterized. Gene Ontology annotation, biological process: DNA replication, Okazaki fragment processing. The transcript has 9 exons. The record is from RefSeq and is a predicted model, not a curated record. NCBI's taxonomy places the organism in Eukaryota, Viridiplantae, Chlorophyta, Chlorophyceae, Chlamydomonadales, Volvocaceae. The annotation marks the transcript as partial. Gene Ontology annotation, molecular function: 5'-flap endonuclease activity; DNA binding.
UCGGCACCUCUGACCUCCUGCUCAUCAUCGACGGGAACUACCUCGCGAAUCGUUCGUUCUUUGGGUACGGCAGUGGCCGCGGUUUGUCGACGUCCAGCGGCAUACCAACAACCGUUACGUACGGCGUCAUGCGGGUUCUGCAAGCUGCCCUGCGGAGCAUCCAGCCUACAUAUCUAGCGGUGGUGUUCGAUGCGAGGGGGCCCACGUUCAGGUCUGUAAUUUCAUUACUUGACCCUCGCGGACUAGCGGCGGCGGCGGCGGCGACGUCAGCGGCAAGGCCGGCGUCAGCGGCGGCGGCGGCUGCGGGCGAGCUUGUACGGCAAGGCAAGCUUGACUGGCAGGAGCUUGCUUCCCGGCUUCUGCACCUGGAGCCGGUGCUGGCGGACAUGCACGCCGCGGCGGCAGCGGAGGCCGCUGCCACGCCAGUGUCGUACCUGCACCACAGCGGCUCUUUCCUGCCGCCGUCAGCGGCGGCAGCGCCGCCGUCGCCGCCAUCAUCCGGACUGGCUGCAUCCGGCACCGCCGAAGGGCAGCUGCUGUCACAGCUGACGUGGCUGGCUAGGGGCGAGGGUGUACGGCAGGGUACGGCAGAGGAGAUGUUGGAGGUGUUGUUGGCGUCACUGGGGCCUGAGCUGGCGGAGGCGACGGGUUUGGCGACGGCAUUCGACACCGCCGCAGCCGCAGCCGCCGCACUGGCGCCGUCGUACAAAGCGGGCCGGACAUCGAAGGGCGAAGUGUUUUACGCCGAUCUUAGUAAUUUACAGCGGCUCUUGGGCCUUAUGUCGGUGCCGCCCUUGCUGAGGCCCUGGCUGGAGGCCGACGACUUGGCGGGGCUGCUCGUCGAGCAAGCCGUACAACACGGCAUGGCUGUACGAAUCCUCAGCGGCGACAGAGACCUCAUGCAGCUGCUUCGGGAAGCUGAUGUGGUUUCGGCGCUGGGCGUGCCUCCAGCCCUUGUGGCGGAUUAUAAGGCCCUCGUAGGCGACGCCUCUGACUGCCUGCCGGGGGUCAACGGCAUAGGGCCCAAGACGGCGGUUAGCCUACUUGCGUCGUACGGCAACCUGGCGGGUAUAUACCGUGCCGUCGGCGAGAUGACCCCCAAGCGACGAGCGGCGCUGCAGUCCGCACUCCCCGCCUCCCAAUACACCCUCACCUUGGCACGGGUACUCGGCACACCCGGGGCACCUGCGCUGCCGGCUGGGGUGCUUUCCGAAGAGUUAUUGCAGGCCCGGCUAAAGCUGAACGGUUACGACAAUGAUGCCGUACAAAAGGCAGUUUUGGAGCUAGAGAUGCGGAGCUUGGCGCUCGGCGUGGUGUCGGGAGGGGCUCUUUGGGAGGGGCUUGGUGGGGCCCGCCGGCAGCAGCUGUAG